AUGUCUACAUUAAGGUACAAGUAUUGUUUCAUCGAAUGUGAGUGUUACGUGCCCAUCGAAUGGAAAAAUUACCCAUCGUCCGUGGCAAGAUUAAUUUUGCAAAAAGAAAUCAGCGAGUCCUGCAGAAGGCAUAAUACAUCUGAGGGCAUCAUCGUUUCCAUAAAUAGUGUUACUGCAGAAUCAAUGGAACACAACAAAGUUUUAUGGUUUAGAAAAUUGGAGGACAGAAGUAUUGUCAUAAAUACAACCAGGUAUCAUCCAAUGAGAAUUGAAUACUUUGAAGCUGUAGAAGUUUCUUCACUUAAAAAUGGAAGAAGCUCAAGAUAA
Microplitis demolitor is the source of this 327-nucleotide messenger RNA. RefSeq lists its product as hypothetical. The transcript has a single exon. The coding region runs from base 1 to 327 and encodes 108 amino acids. The record is from RefSeq and is marked provisional. Lineage: Eukaryota; Metazoa; Arthropoda; Insecta; Hymenoptera; Braconidae.